Truncatella angustata is the source of this 1335-nucleotide messenger RNA. Its product is annotated as t-SNARE. NCBI's taxonomy places the organism in Eukaryota, Fungi, Ascomycota, Sordariomycetes, Amphisphaeriales, Sporocadaceae. Gene Ontology annotation, molecular function: SNAP receptor activity; SNARE binding. The record is from RefSeq and is a predicted model, not a curated record. Gene Ontology annotation, biological process: vesicle fusion; intracellular protein transport; exocytosis. The transcript has 2 exons. Gene Ontology annotation, cellular component: endomembrane system; plasma membrane; SNARE complex. The coding region runs from base 162 to 1247 and encodes 361 amino acids.
GAUACGGCGGCCGAUCGAACCCUUUCGAUGAUCGCAAUGGCGACGGCGCCAACGACGGAGGUUAUGCACGCGGCUUACCAUCUGGUCCAGGAGCUGGCGCUCGCAACAAUGGCUACGGAGGCGGAGGGUACGACGACAAUCAAUACGGCAGCAACGUCGAAAUGGCGUCUCUGUCCCAAAACACCACCACCUUUGGUGCCUCAAAUCCCAAUGCACUUUUGAAUGAGUGUGCAGACAUCGGCCGGGGAAUCGACACCAUCGACAAGAACCUACAGCAGAUGAGAAUGCUGCAAGAUCGAUCACUCAACGAAGCCGACAGCUCAGCAUCGGGUACCACACGUCAGUUGGACUCUCUCAGCAGCGAGACCAUGGCUCACUACCGCACAUUGGUUGACCGCGUCCGCGUGCUCAAGAGCAACCCGGAGAGCCAAACACCCAAGAACUCGCCACAAGUCCAACGCAUUGACCGUCGACUAAAGGAAGCGAUCAAUGCAUACCAGCAAGUCGAGUCUCAGUUUCGCAAGAAGAACCAGGACCAAAUGGCGAGACAGUACCGAAUUGUACGACCAGAUGCAGACGAAAGCGAGGUCCGGGCUGCCGUGGACGACCCCACAGGCGGCCAAGUCUUCCAGCAGGCUCUCAUGCAGAGCAACCGGCGCGGCCAGGCCCAGUCUGUCCUGAGUGCCGUCCAGGACCGACACGCUCAGCUCCAAAAGAUCGAGCAGCAGUUGAUCGAGUUGGCACAGCUCUUCCAGGACAUGGACACUCUCGUCGUUCAACAGGAAGAGCUCGUCACCAACAUCGAGCAAAAGGCGGAGGAGACAGUUGAGAACUUCGACAAGGGCAACGAAGAGAUUGGUACAGCUAUCACCACCGCCAGGGGGACACGAAAGAAGAAGUGGAUCUGCCUGGGAAUUGUUGUUGCUAUCAUUGUCGUCAUUGUAGUGAUUGUCGUUGUAUACAUGUUAGUUACCAAGGGAACAACAUCGUCAACGACCAACAAGCGCGAUAUCAAGGCAACUCUACACCGUGGAUCAUUGGCUGGCCGCACGCCACAACUCGUCACUGAAAGAGAAAACGCAGAUGAUAUUGUAGCGCGCUUUAUCGAGGACACUCUGCAGCAAUCCGAAAAACGCGACAUCAAGCUGUUCCGUGGCGAAACCGCCCGUCUUCACGCCCGAUCGUGGAAAGAUGCUCGAAUCGUCGACAGUUCAGGCAAGACGGUAUCAGAAGAGAUGAUAUCGUAAUUAACUACGAAGCCUCCCUGAUCUCACUCAACCGCACAAGACGCCGUUACACUCGUGCCCAAACAGGUUGCUCUUGGCGUCGUUAUUA